This is a messenger RNA of Astrephomene gubernaculifera, 960 nucleotides long. Lineage: Eukaryota; Viridiplantae; Chlorophyta; Chlorophyceae; Chlamydomonadales; Astrephomenaceae. The record is from the annotation of a GenBank genome assembly.
GUUAUCGCCAAUAUUGUGUUGAGAGAAUAACCUAAUGCUAUUGUACGCAACUAGCUUGUUACUUCCUAAUAGUCAUCCCAGCGCUUUCUGAAGCAUCAAUUGCGACCAACAGCCGUGACCUAACACACUUCUUGCAGAGUCGCGUUGUACUACAUGCUGAUGAGCGGUGUUCCCUAGCCCCUGCCAUGAGCAGCCCUAGCAAUCUCGAAUAACAAUCUAGCCUUGUUGGCUGCUAGAAGCACCUCUGUAGGCAGCCAUAAUGGACCCUGGUGCUGGCGUAAGCACCCCUGGCAGCGCCAGCAAGGGCCGUGGCCGAAGAGCAGCUGGCCCUAGGGCCGCAGGUGCAGGGCGCGGAGCUGGCGGCAGGGGCGGUGGGGACCCUAGCCCCACCAAAACAGGCCCCCCUGGUGGCUCGGGUCCUAGCAAUGCAGCAGCUGCAGGCGCCUCUGGCGCAACGGCUGCUGCUUCGACCAACCUCGGCCCUGCAGGAGGGGGCGUGGUGAAGAAGCGGGGCCGCCCCGCAAAGACCAAGCAGGCGACCGAUGCGCAAGCAGGUGGUGACUCGGGAGCUGAGGAGCCGCCUGACACGAGUAUGCCGUACCGGGGCACGUUUACCAAGGACUUGUCACGGCUGAUGUACGGCUUCGGAGACUACGAGAACCCCAUCCAGGAGACCAUCAACGUUGUGGAGGACAUCCUGGUGGAGUAUGUUCGCGAGACCUGCUGCUCGGCGCUCAACGAGGCGGCCCGCAUCGGCAAGCUGGAGCGGGACAGGCACUCGGGGGCGCCCAAGCUGAAGGUGGACGAGAAGGACAUCCUCUUCCUGGUCCGCAAGGACCCCAAGAAGUACUCCCGCAUCCGGGAGCUGCUGGACAUGCAGAUCCUGAUCAAGGAGGCGCGCAAGACGUUGGAUGUGGACAAGAUCUCGGAGGGCGACAUGGAUGCGGGGGCGGCCGGUGG